UUGUGAUAGUUUGUGCCAUUUAAAUAUGGCUGAUUGGCUAUAAAACUAUUUUUAAAAUACUCUAGCCUAGCGUCCUUGGUUACCGAUGAUCCAUGUUAUAGUAAGUUGUCAAUAAUCGUGAGAAUGUCAACACUGUGACCACAGCAUGGAGAAUAUCGCACCGGUAUUGAGGAACGGUGAAGAUGAAACCCAGUAGCCGUGAAAAAGACAGUGUUUUAAAGGAAUAAAGAAGAUGGAUGAAGUGACGAAAAAGCUAUUAUCAGGACACACUCGGAUAGAGCAGAUACCAGAAAUUCCGGCGAGAACCGUUCGAAUUUUUCUAAACUUCGCGGCUGAAGACAGCGUGACAGAGAGAAACGCUAUUGCUGAGAAAGUUUACCCCGAGCUCCGAGACUAUUGCCGACAGAAAUAUGGGGUGGAGUUUCAGCUGGUGGACCUAGACUGGGGCUCUGACCCAAACUGUGUCAAUUUGGACCAGACGUUCUAUGACUUUAGAUUGCGUGAACUCCGAAGAUGUCAAAUUCUCUCAGCCGGACCGAGCUUUUUGGCAUUCAUAGGACAACGGUACGGCAAGGCUUGUCUUCAGUCCUCAAUACCAGCCGAGGAGUUCGAACUUCUGAGGAUGUGGCUUCAUAACCAAAAGAGUCGAGACACAAGGACAGCACCCCUAUUGGAUGAUUGGUACACUAAGGACUACAACUCUCUGCCUCCAGUCUAUUUCCUCAAAGACGCUGGAAAAGGAAUUCCAGCACUUUUCUCGAAAGAUCAUUCUGAAUUCAACGAAGGGCUAGAAAAAUGGAGAGAAAUUGAAGAAGAAAUGAUGAGAUUGCUUCACAAAGCAGCGGAUGCCUGCUACCUUCAGGGCCUUAUCGAUGAGGGAAUUAAACAAAAAUACGUGUUGUCAGCGACUGAUAACCUAAUGGUCAUGGGAAUAGAUGAAUUAUCAUCACCACAAAAUCGUUGUUUGAUUGCUUUUCGGGAAAUUGCUGAUCUGAAAAAUUAUGUGGACGAUCCAUUAGCAAAAAAGUAUGCGGAUAUAUACUAUAACGAAAGAACAGAACAAUUCGAAAUAGACCCAGUUUCUACCCAUCUGAUAAAAACGAUGUCAGAGCGAUGUACAAAAUUAGUCACUGCCAAGAACACAACAUUUUACAGCGUUUUAUGGCGUUAUGAUGACGUCAUCAGUCCAAAACACCAUAAAGAAUAUUUGACCAAUCUGUGUUCUGACUUGUCGUCAGCUUUGAAAGAGCUGAUUGACAGAGAAGUCCCGAAAGUUGUGGUUGAUGAAAAAGAUGAACUUUACGAUGAGUGCCACCAACACUGGUUAAGGUGCAAACACAUAUCUGCAGAUUUUUUCGGCCGUGAUUUGGAAUAUGGGAAACUUGUUGAAUAUCUUCGUGGGGAGACGAACCAACCUAUGGUAAUUCAUGGCCCUGCGGGCGUUGGAAAAACGUCUCUGAUGAGCAAAGUCGCCUCUCAGGUGCACGACAUAAUGGCGGCUGACAAUAUUUGUAUAAUUAAGUACGUGGGAUACACUCCGAAAAGCACAGACAUCCGGAAUUUAUUAACUUCAGUCUGUACGCAAAUUCUGGUGGGAUUAAAACGAGACCACGCGUCUGUUACUCGGGACUUUAAAGAACUGCAGAAGUUCUUUCUAUCUCUUUUACAAUCAAUCCCAGAAAACAAAACAUUAGUGCUUUUCUUUGAUGCCAUUGAACGAAUUCUCCCCGACCAUAAUGCACAUUUGUUGACCUGGCUUCCACAAUCUCUGAAGUCAAAUGUGAAAAUCGUUCUCAGCGUCAAUACAGGGGACAAUGCAAUCGCGCAAAAAUUAUGCAAUGAUGGCACCAAAAGCUCUCAAUACUACGUAGACUUGAAACCACUGUCGGUGACUGAGGCCGAUGGCUUGUUAUGUUACUACCUCAGCCGUUAUGGUCGCACGCUGUCAAAGCAACAAAGAAGUGCAUUUACCAAUAUAUUCCAAAAGUGUUCACAACCUCUGUUUGUGUCCUUGUGUGCUGAAAAGUGUAAAUGUAUUCAUUCUAGCGAUUCUAUUGACACUGCCGACUUCUGCACAAAUUUCGAUGACGCCAUCAGUGCCAUGUUUACAGCCUUGGAGAAGAUGCAUGGCUAUGAGCUGGUUUCUAGGUCCAUGUCUUAUUUAGUAGGAUCCGUUACUGGGCUCAGUGAUUGCGAAAUGGAAGACUUGUUGUCAUUGGACGAUUCUGUGACCAGUACUGUGUACACCAAUCACAAACCGUCUCUUUGGAGAAUACCCCAUAGCAAAUGGCUGCGAUUAAAAGACGACAUAGACCGCUUUCUAGUUCAAAGGGAAGUGGACGGAGUGACUGUAUAUCGGUGGAAAGACGAACAAUUCGAUCAAAAUGUUAAAGCAAGAUAUCUAAGUGACGAGUCAAAGUCGAAGGAAAUAUACUCUUUGAUCGCAGACUACUACUUGGGUAUCUGGCAUGGGAAACCCAAACCGCUCUCAAAUAAUGGGAAACAGACGAAAAGCCAAUCAUUUGAUCGGCAGGUACCAUCACAACCCCUUACUUUUGACUGCAAUGGGCAGGUUCGGUUUAACAGGAGAAAAUACGACCAAGUUCCCCGCCAUUUAUACAAUGCCGAACGUUUAGAGGAACUCAAUCGUCUUGUUUUGUUCAAUUACGAAUGGAUCUACAACAAAAUUAAGGCCUUGUCCCUGCAACACAUCAUAGCAGACUUUGCGUUAAAUCCCAGCAAUGAAGCUUCCCUUGUUGAGGAAGCUUUAAGAGUCGCUGAGCAGGUCAUUGAGAAAGACAUCGACAAUAUGGCAUCUGAAAUAUCAGGCCAUCUGCUGCCUUACUACCAAUCUCAUCCAAACAUUCGUGCAUUAGUGCACCAGUGUGAUACAGCUGGAUUGAAACAAUGUGCCUUGAUACCGAACUUCCCCUAUCUUCAGAUACCAGGAAGUUCUCUACAGUUUGCUUUACAGUGCUGUGCCCCAAUGGAAUACUUUAGUCUUAUUGGCGAUGAGCGUUUACUUCUGACUAAAGAACGCGAAAGUUCCUUUGUGCAUAUUUUUGACGUUGUUCUUGGAGAGAAGAAGUCCAGUGUUUUUGCUUCUAAUGGUGCUCUUUACGUGACUCCAAACGGCAGAUACUUUAUCAUUGUUGACCAUGUCACAGAAAAGGCCGUUAAAGUUCACAACGCAGAUAGUGGGGCUUACAUUGGUCAACUGAUCGUGCUGAAUCACAUAGAAUUGAAACCAAAAGAGAAAUAUAAAUUGGGGUCAAUUUGUCUCACAAACGACCGAGUAUGUGCCAUCGUGAGCACUGACAUAAGCUACCUCUGCAUCGCAAACAUCGAAACUUGUCAGUUUCUACAAAUUAUUGGUCUUGAUGGGAAAUGUGAUGUUUGUACCAUAUCGCAUGAUGGAAAAUACGUGUUCUGCAAUUCCAAUGAAUUUCUGUUUACUUACAAUUUGUACACAUUAGAACUUCUGUCAACGUUUUCCAUAGGAUUUCGGCCAAGUUGCAUAAUUGUUAGCAAAGACGGCUUGAGAGCUUAUUUGACAAAUAACAUUGAAACAAAGCUAAUGAUACUUCAUCUGAACCAUGGCAAAGUGGAAAUGGCGUACAAGAGUGUUUUAGACAAAUAUAUGCCUGAAGACACAAUCAUGGAUCUGCGAGUUUCUCCUAAGGACGACAUGGUUCUUGUUCGGGGACUGAACAACAUCGUUGUCUACAAUAGAUCCAAAGAAAAAGUCUUGGCAUCAUUUAAGCGACCAGUAGACGUUCCAAAAGAAUUCAAACUUCCCAGAAGCCACUACAUUGAUCUGUUCUUCACAAACGCAGAGUUUACGCAUGGCGGUAAAUUUGUUAUUGCAACAAUCUUUAGAAAUAUCUACCUCUGGAAUGUUGCCACUAACGAACUAGUGACCACUAUUCAAGCUCCUGUAGGAAUAGUAAAGGAAAUGCUAUAUUCUCCCAAACGCAGUCUUCUGAUUACUCACAUUGAACAUUGUCAUGAAAUUCAGGUGUGGAAUCUUGACGACGCUGUGAAACCAGUUAAUUUGCUGGAUAAAUUAACGGGACCAAUCUCAGAUAUUCAACUCACUCAAGAUGGAGAAACUGCCUACGUGAUGUGCAAAGGUAGUGAUGAGAUCGGUGUCAUCGAGAUGAGGAGUGGUAUAAUGGUGGAUCUCCUUACACACGAAAGUCCUGUAGUCAACUUUGCUAUCACACCAAGUGGUGAUUAUGCCCUGGUAUCUCUUGAACCGAAGAAAAAGGACAUUUGUACCAAACUUUGGAAUCUGCAAGAGAGACAGGUCAUCAAAGAAUUUGGUAAUGCUUCAGGUUACUGCAUCUCACCACACAAGAGCAACUUUAUCUUGUUUGUGUCUCAGCAAGAAGUUGCUUUUAAAGCGCCCUACUUCAUAACCAUGUUCCAGAUGAGCGAUGGUGAAGUCGAAGAGUUUACUCAUCCUUUGGCCUUGCGGUUUGUUUUGGAGAAACCUUUCCUGACUAGCAAUGAUAAAUACUUGAUUGUUCUGACCGCACAUGAAUAUCACGAAUCUCGAGAUGAAUAUGAAACACCAACCAUAUGUACAUUUUCAAUGGACGAAGAGAUGAAAGUCUCGUACUUUACACCAGACAGUUUUCGAGAUUCUAUCCUGAUUGACUCCAUAGUGGACAUGCAGCCAUGCUUUGACAAUCCGUACACGAUUGCUGUAAUGUAUAGGUCAAAAGAGAUCCUCGACUACAAUGAUAAUAGUCCCUUCGGAGGACUUGGUGGCGGAGCCAGAUACGGGUUUAUGAUCCUUGACAUCUGCAGUGGUUCUGUGGUCACGAUCUGUGAUCCAUUCUUAGUACCAAGCUUCAAACUCAAAAGAAAACUUUUAUUUGAUGAAAGCUACUCCUUCUGUCUGGACGACCAAUCAAAUGUCUUCGACCUACGUGAAGGCUGUUAUAUUGGGCAAUUACCAAAACAAAAUUCUCCACCCCGAGUUAUUGCUUUGAAUGGAACUGUAGUUAUUUAUUAUGACAGAAGUGUACUGUCUGCGUACCGUCUUAGUUCCGGUGAAAUAAUCGCACACUGCGACGUCCAUUCAAAUAUUUGUUGCUUGAAACUCAGUAGAGACCAAAGAACAUUGGUUGUUGGAUGCGAAGACGGUUCUAUCGCUUCUUAUGUCUUGAUAGAUCCAAGAGUAGAGGACCCGGACACAGUUCUUGAACAUCUCGGCAGCAGACAAUUAACGGAACCGAAAAUUGUUUCGGGGCGUCGCAGUUCUAUUCCUUGGGACAAAGUUGAGGAGGGUGGCAGUGCACCCCAGUCAAGACCAGUGUCUGCCAUUGCGACAGACAAAACGGAUAAAAUAAUACUAAAGGAGAUUGAACCUGCCCCUGCCUUUAGACCGAGUUCCGACACACUGAUGUACUUGAGUACAAAGUCCAAAGCAUGUUCUAUUAUGUAAAACAUUCAGAGAAGAAUUUUGCUCCCUAAUGACUUUUUUAUUUAUCAAUAUAGUAAAAUUUACUAUUAGUCAAAAGUAGUUUGUCUUAAAUAUAAUUAUUUAUCUGUACAAUGUAUUUGUUGUAUCCAAAUGGCCAAACAAGUGUCUGUGAUCUAUAAAUAAGUGCAGCAUAUUUGUUUCUUUUAUGUGUAUGUUUUUUAUGUUUAUUGCAAAUGUAGCUGUAAUGUAUUUUUAGGUACACAAUUAAAUAAAUUUUUCAAACC
Saccostrea echinata is the source of this 5718-nucleotide messenger RNA. RefSeq names its product NACHT and WD repeat domain-containing protein 2-like. The record is from RefSeq and is a predicted model, not a curated record. The coding region runs from base 233 to 5455 and encodes 1740 amino acids. Lineage: Eukaryota; Metazoa; Mollusca; Bivalvia; Ostreida; Ostreidae. The transcript has 7 exons. Gene Ontology annotation, molecular function: protein binding.